AUGAACGAGACCGUCUUGGUCGCUGCCAACGUCCUUUACGCUGUCACUGCCGUCGAGGAAGUCCGAUGUGAGGGUGGGCAAGAUCUUCGCACCGCGCCGACAUCCCCGUCCAUGAGUUCCCCCAAUAACCCACUCGGCUACGGGUUCUUGUGGUCUUCCCUCGGCGUCUUAUUCCUACACUAUUCUACACUAGGGGGCUUCCACAACUCAUUAGAGUGUUCGUCUACGCAGGCUGCCUUAAGGACCUCCCAACAGGUGCUGUUGAGUUCACUGCCCCAGCACAAGCUCUACAUGGAGAAGAAGGACGGCCUCGCACCCACGAAGUCCAAGACCCUUGACCCCAGCAUGCUGGAGCCAUGA
Molecule: messenger RNA, 360 nt
Organism: Colletotrichum navitas
Lineage: Eukaryota; Fungi; Ascomycota; Sordariomycetes; Glomerellales; Glomerellaceae
Exons: 1
Coding region: 1-360 (119 amino acids)
Source: RefSeq, a predicted model, not a curated record